GGUGUUUCUCCACAUUUCCUCCCGUCGCGAUAAGCUGCCGGUUUUAUCUGAGGUUAUUUGCCGCAUUUACAAGCACAUGUGGGCCAGAGUACUCUUGUCAGCCAAUUGCAAUCGGUAGAGACUGGGUGUCUCGAGAAAUUGGCAGGAUUCCCCGGCAAGUGUAUCCAGGUACGGAUCUAGUCGACAUUACAGACAAGAGACGACACCUCAAUUGCACUAAUAUUUCACUUCAACAAAUAAAGCCAGACCACUAUCAUUCACGUUAUUAUUUCUUCAAGACCUCUUUCUUUUGUCACUCAAGUCAUAGGUGUUUGCCUAGUGUGAUAAAGACAAAAUGUCUCGCAUCUUCAUAACCGGCACGACAGGAUACAUUGGUGGAGAUGUUCUGUAUGCUCUUACAGAAACCUUCCGCUCCUCAAAGAUCAUGGCACUCGCGCGGAAUGAGAGUCGAGCCUCUCUGAUUACAAGCAAAUUCCCCUCGGUGAUUCCGGUAAUUGGAGACCUUGAUUCGACAACCCAGAUUGAAAGCGAGGCCUCCGAGGCCGAUGUUGUCCUCCAUCUGGCAAGCACCAAUCAUCUUGCCAGCGCCAGCGCCAUCGCACAAGGCUUAAGCGAAAGCAAACGCCAAAGGCCAGUUUGGAUCCAAAUCUCCGGAGCAAGCCUCCUCUCUGGUCCAGACAUUGCAACUAAAGCGUAUGGGGGAGCUCGCUCACAAAACUACGAUGACCUACAAGACAUCAGUGAAAUCCGAAAUAUCAUCGCCUCAUCCCCCAAACGCACCGUCGAUAAUCUCCUUCUGAAUCUCUCUGCUACACAACCUCAAGUCCGAACAGCCAUCAUAUACGGCCCUUUGAUCUAUGGUUUGGGUCGAGGCCCCGUUAAUCAACGAAGCAUACAACUUCCGGACCUGGCAAAAGCAACCCUUCAGCACGGUCAUGGGGUCCAAGUUGGGAAAGGUCUCAGCUGCUGGAGCAACAUUUACAUCUCAGAUCUGGCACAGCUAAUUCUGAGGUUGGUUCAAGAAGCAGCCUGCUCUGAGGAUCCAUUGUUAUGGAAUGAGAACGGGGUUUACUUUGCUGAGAAUGGAAAGCUGCCGUUCGGGAAGAUUUCGAAACGAGUGUCUUCGUUUGCUUUUGAGCAGGGCUUUAUUAAAAGCCCUGCUGUUCAGGCUAUCGAUGCAGAUGCAGCAGAUAGGUUGAUUGCACAUGGUGCCGUGCUGUGGGGCACUAAUGCUCAGUAUAAGGCAACUCGGGCGCGAGAGCUGCUGGGCUGGAAGCCAUCGGGUCCCAGUCUGGAAGAGGAGAUUCCUAGAGCUAUUUUGGAGGAAGCUUCACGGCGCAAUUCUAAAAUUUAAGGGUAUCGCAACACGCUAGCACAGGUGUGUAUAAUGAUGUCAUUUAUCGCAUGCUAUCUGUGCUUUCUGUUUUCUCUCUUUUUAUACUGUGUUGACACAUACUGGCAAAUGGUUUUGAGAAUUUAAAUUAGAAUUUGAUCAACCUCAUUUAUAAUCAUGCAAUCAAGAACACAAUACAAGAAGAGACAAGGGG
This is a messenger RNA of Aspergillus ruber CBS 135680, 1547 nucleotides long. RefSeq names its product NAD(P)-binding protein. Lineage: Eukaryota; Fungi; Ascomycota; Eurotiomycetes; Eurotiales; Aspergillaceae. The transcript has 5 exons. The coding region runs from base 335 to 1354 and encodes 339 amino acids. The record is from RefSeq and is a predicted model, not a curated record.